This is a messenger RNA of Metschnikowia bicuspidata var. bicuspidata NRRL YB-4993, 1179 nucleotides long. RefSeq names its product FTR1 family protein. The transcript has a single exon. The record is from RefSeq and is a predicted model, not a curated record. Gene Ontology annotation, cellular component: plasma membrane; high-affinity iron permease complex. Gene Ontology annotation, biological process: iron ion transmembrane transport. NCBI's taxonomy places the organism in Eukaryota, Fungi, Ascomycota, Pichiomycetes, Serinales, Metschnikowiaceae. Bases 1 to 1179 code for a protein of 392 amino acids. Gene Ontology annotation, molecular function: ferrous iron transmembrane transporter activity.
AUGGUUGAUCUCUUUAACGUGCAGAUUUUCUUCGUGGUGCUUCGUGAGGCAUUGGAGGCCGUCAUCGUUGUCUCGGUGCUCUUGGCCUUUUUGAAACAAGGCCUUGGUGGUGCCACCGAAGACCCUGUGGUCUAUAAGCGCUUGCGAAAACAGGUGUGGCUAGGGGCCGGCGUGGGGUUGAUUGUUUGCUUGUGUAUUGGCAGUGCUUUUAUUGCUGUUUUCUACACGCUUAAGGAUGACGUUUGGGCCCAGUCGGAGGACUUGUGGGAGGCCAUUUUCUGUCUCAUUGCUGCGAUCAUGAUCACGUUCAUGGGUCUUGCCAUGCUUCGUAUUAACAAGAUGAAGGAGAAGUGGAGAGUCAAGUUGGCCCAGGCUUUGAUCAAAAAGCCCGAGGGGUCCAAGAAGCGCUUCAGUUUGGGCCACUACACCAAGAAAUAUGCCAUGUUCGUGUUGCCCUUCAUCACUGUUUUGAGAGAGGGCCUUGAGGCCGUCGUGUUUGUGGGCGGAGUCGGUUUGACGUCGCCUGCCUCCUCGUUCCCAAUUCCCGUGAUCUGCGGCCUCUUGGCGGGUCUUCUUGUCGGUGUCAUCAUGUACUAUACCGGAGCAAACUUCUCCUUGCAAAUCUUCUUGAUUGUGUCCACGUGCAUCUUGUACUUGAUUGCAGCCGGGCUUUUCUCCAGAUCUGUCUGGUUCUUCGAGGCUUACAUGUUCAACCAGGCCACCGGCGGCGAUGCGGCCGAGGGCGGAUCUGGGCCAGGCACAUACAACAUCAAGAAGUCUGUGUGGCACGUCAACUGCUGCAACCCAUUGAUCGACAAUGGAUGGGACAUUUUCAACGCCUUGUUGGGCUGGCAAAACUCCGCCACUUAUGGCUCGGUGAUCUCGUACAACGUCUACUGGAUCUUCAUCAUCGUCACGGUCUUUUUGAUGGGCUUUGAGGAGAAGUACGGGCACUUGCCAUUCCUCAAGAACGUGAAGAUGAGAUCUUUGAACCCUAUGUACUACAUCAAGGGCAAGAAGGAGAAGGAGUUGUCACAGGCCGAGCGCGAUGCGUUAUUUGAGAACUUGAAGGCGCAAAGAAUAGGCCAACACGAAGAUGUUUCUCUUGAGUCGCUUAUCAGCGAAUCUCAGGAAGCUCCUGCUGAAGAAGCCAGAGCCGACGAAACCAGAGCUCAUUGA